This is a messenger RNA of Fonsecaea erecta, 372 nucleotides long. RefSeq lists its product as hypothetical. The transcript has 5 exons. Gene Ontology annotation, biological process: response to oxidative stress. Bases 1 to 372 code for a protein of 123 amino acids. The record is from RefSeq and is a predicted model, not a curated record. NCBI's taxonomy places the organism in Eukaryota, Fungi, Ascomycota, Eurotiomycetes, Chaetothyriales, Herpotrichiellaceae.
AUGGUCAUCAAUCCCACAUAUCUGGCCCAACGGUCACGUUCCUCAAUCAACUGGUCCGAUGCACGACGGCGAGUCCUGAAGUCCUACCGAGAAUGGCUGAGAGCGGGACCUGAGAUCCAGCAGCUCUACUCCCUGAACAUGCCGGUCUCCCGAAUCCGCACGAAGGUCAGAGAAGAAUUCGAAAAGCACAGAUAUGUCAACAACGUACAGGCGGUCGACGUGCUGCUUCAGCAGAGUCAUGCAGAGUUUCAGGAAAUGUUGAACUACUGGAAGCAAUACACCCACGUCAUGAAAUAUUUUCGGGUGGACGAAGAUGAGAACGCGAAACUGCCCAAGAACUUCAUCCAGGGUUUCCUCGAGGGCCGGAACUGA